Molecule: messenger RNA, 2316 nt
Organism: Alligator sinensis (Chinese alligator)
Lineage: Eukaryota; Metazoa; Chordata; Crocodylia; Alligatoridae
Gene: OSBPL11
Product: oxysterol binding protein like 11
Exons: 14
Coding region: 1-2166 (721 amino acids)
Cellular component (GO): cytosol; membrane; intracellular membrane-bounded organelle
Molecular function (GO): sterol binding
Source: RefSeq, a predicted model, not a curated record
AUGGUGGUGGAGUUGAAGCUACCAGCAUGGGCUUUGCGCAACACUUUUAGGGGAAUUCCUUAUCAGAGGACAUGCGAUCACAUGGAAAAUAUUUAUGGUUAUUUAAUGAAAUACACCAAUCUUGUCACUGGCUGGCAAUAUCGGUUUUUUGUUUUAAACAAUGAAGUUGGCUUCCUGGAGUAUUUUGUGAAUGAGCAGUCUAGAAAUCAGAAGCCCAGAGGUACCUUACAGCUAGCUGGAGCUGUAAUUUCACCCAGCGAUGAAGACUGUCAUACCUUCACAGUUAAUGCUGCCAGUGGAGAGCAGUAUAAGCUAAGAGCCGCUGAUGCAAAAGAACGGCAGCAUUGGGUUAGCAGACUCCAGAUAUGCACGCAGCAUCACACGGAAGCAAUUGGGAAGAACAAUCCUCCUCUGAAAUCUCGCAGCUUCUCCCUUGCAUCCCAAGGAAGUGGCAACUCUCCUGGUGCUCAGAGAAGACCCAGCCAAAAUGCAGCUUCUUUUUUUAAUGUUGGACAUCACAAAUUGUCAACAGGAAAAAGAGUUCUUAUUAUGCAACCAGACCACCUAGUGGACGUUAGAGAGAUGAUGUUCCAGGCAGAGAGCCAGCAGAGAGACUUAAUCAGAAGCAUAGAAUGCCUCCCUGUCUCUGGUCACCUCACCUCCUUGGAUCAAGACCUCCUAAUGCUCAAAGCAACUUCCAUGGCAACUAUGAAUUGCUUAAAUGAUUGCUUCCAUAUUCUCCAGCUACAGCAUGCUUCACAGCAAAAGGGAUCCUUACCAGCAGGGACAACAAUAAAUUGGUUGGAACCAAAGGUAUCUGUGUCAAACCACUUCAAAAAUGGAGCGGCUCCGAAUUUCUCAGAGGAACUAAACAAGCCAGUGUCUACCAGAGAGGAGCAGCCGAUUUCGGAGCCCUGCCAGCUAACCAGGGAACCAGAAGAAAUAAACCCAGAUGAAGAGCUGGAGGAUACAUGUGACAAUAAAGAGGACGACCUUGGAGCAGUGGAAGAACAGCGCAGUGUGAUCUUGCAUCUCUUGUCUCAGUUGAAACUUGGCAUGGAUUUAACAAGAGUGGUCCUUCCUACUUUUAUUCUAGAGAAACGUUCUUUGCUGGAGAUGUAUGCAGAUUUCAUGUCCCAUCCAGACCUCUUCGUCGCAAUCACAAAUGGAGUUACUGCUGAGGAGAGGAUGAUCCGCUUUGUUGAAUAUUAUCUCACUUCAUUUUACGAAGGUCGCAAGGGAGCUAUCGCUAAGAAACCCUAUAAUCCCAUCAUCGGCGAAACAUUCCACUGCUCCUGGAGGCUGGCAAAGGACAACGUAGUAUCCGACACCAAUAGUGACUCUUCAUCCCAUUCCCCUGCUGAGCAAGCAGGUCUUUCAAAAGAGCUGGAUGGCCAACUGGAACCGGACUACUACACAGUCAGAUUUGUAGCUGAGCAAGUCUCCCAUCAUCCUCCUGUCUCAGGGUUUUAUGCUGAAUGCGUAGAGAGGAAGAUGUGUGUCAAUGCUCAUGUCUGGACAAAAAGUAAAUUCUUAGGAAUGUCGAUAGGAGUAACGAUGGUUGGUGAAGGUCUCUUAAGUCUCCUGGAACAUGGAGAGGAGUACACGUUUUCUCUACCUUGCGCAUACGCUCGAUCAAUUUUAACAGUUCCUUGGGUAGAAUUGGGAGGAAAGGUCAAUAUUAACUGUGCGAAGACAGGGUAUUCUGCAAGCAUUACUUUCCAUACCAAACCGUUCUACGGCGGCAAACUUCAUCGAGUCACUGGGGAAGUAAAGCAAAAUGCCACCAACACGGUGGUCUGCAGAGUGCAAGGCGAAUGGAACAGCCUGCUGGAAUUCACCUACGGCAACGGCGAGAUCAAAUAUGUGGACUUGACGAAGCUGUCGGUGACAAGGAAGCGAGUCCGACCCCUGGAGAAGCAAGGGCCAUUUGAGUCUAGGCGACUAUGGCAACAUGUAACAGAGUCUCUGAGGGAUGGAGACAUCGAUAAAGCAACAGAGCAUAAACGAGCCCUAGAGGAACGGCAGAGAAAUGAAGAGAGAAUUCGUGUGGAAACAGAAACUCCGUGGUGCACUAAGUACUUUCUUAAAGAAGGAGAUGGCUGGAUUUAUUACAAACCCCUUUGGAAAAGUGGCCCUGCCAUCCAAACUCAGCAAAUGGACUAGAUCAGACUCUUCAAGAUGAGUUUUCCUGUUUAUCUAAGGUUUCUCUCCUUCUCAAACCACAGUAAAUACACACUGAGUGUCCUGCUUUUUAUAAUUGCACAAAUUCAAGUGAACGGAAAGGAAUAAAAAUGCUAGGGCACUUUAAAGUUA